Amorphotheca resinae ATCC 22711 is the source of this 2405-nucleotide messenger RNA. RefSeq lists its product as hypothetical. The record is from RefSeq and is a predicted model, not a curated record. Gene Ontology annotation, molecular function: protein binding. Bases 127 to 2361 code for a protein of 744 amino acids. Lineage: Eukaryota; Fungi; Ascomycota; Leotiomycetes; Helotiales; Amorphothecaceae. The transcript is spliced from 3 exons.
UAAAGUCACGCCAUGCCUUGUUCCGCAUACAUGCGACAUCGGGUGGCUGUUGAGGCUCAAGCUCACUGUGCGGCUCUGCGAUGGAGCAUAUAAGCAAAACUGGCUCUGCUCCUUCCAAAGAGUCUAAUGUUUGGUUUGAUACAUAUACCUUACGAGGUAUUGUCAAAUAUUGUUGACAAUAUCAAUUUUGAUGAUGUCUUCAAUUUGGGCCUGACCUGUAGGGCACUGAGGUUCUUGCUUACAGAAGAGAGUAUUUGCAAAUCAAUUGUUCAGUCCAAGAUAAAAUACUCUCAUGAAGCCUUGGAAGCGAGGACAGUGCAUGGAUGCAAUAAUGCAUCUGCACUCCGGAGAGCAGCGAAGAGGCGCGAGGCCCUCGCGACUGCAAGACCGUUUGUUGUGGCUACCGUUGGGUUUGGAGACACAUACGUAUAUUGCAAGGGAAUCCUCUGUUACACUCUGGAUGACAGAUUGAGAAUCCUAGACCUACACCGUUCGGCGCAAUAUGAAACCGUCAUUAGCAUCCCAAGGUUACUGACCCAGGCGCUAAAUGACAUCGACGGCAACACCAAAGGGGUAUUCCAGGUUCUAUAUUGCUCAGACAAUAUAGUUUCGUGCGUCUAUAAGUCAUCUGGCGCGGACUGGGCAGCAUGGCUUGUCGCUUUCGACAUGACAGCCAGAAGAAUUUUGGUCACGGAGGAAUUGGGAUCUACCGACAAAAUCUUUGUGCGUCAUAAUCAGCAAUUCCUUUACUAUGGAACACAUUCGGAACUCGGUGCCGACGGCUACAAGAAAUGGGUCAUUCAGGGUUAUGACUUUGGAAAGGAAAAGUGGUUUGACCAAAAGAUACAUCUCCAUGAUAUGGUAGGCUCUGAAAUUGGGUCGACAAUCUGUUUUGAAUUUCACGAUGGGUAUUUCUAUGCGCUUUCCAACCAGACUUCAUUUGAGGUCGAGGAAAUCGAUUGGACUUCCUUCUACCAUUGUGUACGCUUCCCCCUCGAGUCCCCUUGCAAUGAACUACUGGAACGGACUGAGGAUCAUAGUAUGUGGAGACGACAGCAUCAAGAAGGCCCUAUUGAUGAUCGCUGGACAAGCCUCCGCCUUGACGUCGACGAGAGUACCGGCGAUCUGAAGAUUGUGGAAUCCCGUAAGGAAUGGCAAAUGGGCUCAAGCAGGAGCCAGCGAACGUACUACACCACAAACAUUAUAUUUCCGGGUCAUUCCAAGGACGAUGGCCCGACUUCCUGGUACAAUACUGAACCUGACCCAUGGACUCCCUUUUCUCCGGCUGCUUCUACAUCCCCCUCAGUCCAGAGUGCUGUCUGCUCUGGUUCAUCGGCUUCCGCAACAAGACCUGUGUCUGACUCCUCUGUCGCCACCUCAACUUCUGGAACAGCCAGCUCUCCUAAACUUCCAAGCCACGAUCUCUCGGCGCUUCCCAACGAGCCAAUUCUCCGUCUCCUACAACCAGACGACAACCCACACCACAUGCGCCCCCCUCCUCGUCUUCCACAGAACACCCACCCGGGAAACGAUGGUUCAAAUCUGCCUACCUUCACACUUGCCAAGUGCCGCGUUCGCUACUACCACACCUCAGCAAGCACCUUUCUUGAUCUUGUUGACGACCCACUUCCAACGGAUUGGAAAGGGACCCAACGACUACGGCUUCGAGCUGGCUCACGGAAGCUUGGGCCACCCCUCAUGUAUCCCUCCUCGCAUCCCAAGGCCGGGCUAUAUCGCAAGCCUUCCGCUGACCUUCCAACCGCAUUGAGAGAGAUGUAUAUUGAGCAGCCAAUCCAUUUCUGGCCUCCAGCUCAAGAUCCCUCCAACAUCGACGAGGACGUCGAUGCGUUGUACAAACUGUUGAACCCACCAACGCACAUUGGUAAUGUGGAGGGCACUGCGGACGAACGAAGCGUGGUAUAUGUCACGGGCGGCAAAGAUAGGCCACAAGCCAUUGUGUUUGUUGGCUUCGAUCCGGCGUUCAAGCUGGUGGGGGUGAAGAGGUGGGGCGGGACGAAAGAAGGCAUGUGCCAGAAAGGAGUGGGUGAGGGCCCUCACAUAUCUGGAAGAGCUUCCGGGAGUAGUGGAACACAAGGCGGGCUUGGGAUGGCCGGUAUUGACGUGCAUGAAGCAGACAGAAAACUCUCUAUUGACCGGAAAGGAAAAGGAAAGGCCAGAUCUGAAUCUGAACCUUGGGCACAGUUCUCUGAUCAAGCAAUAAUGACGGAAACAGAAGAAACCGCAGCAAGCCCACUUAGCAAGGCGUGCCCAGGGCGGAAUUGGGCAUGGAUAGAGAAACCCAUGUAUCAAGACAUCAACCUAGGAUAUCACUUCGGGCUAGAGCGCAAUCAGAACAUCUGAACAGGCCCAAGCCUCAUCUACCGUUUGAAUUUCUAUCUAUCUAC